Molecule: messenger RNA, 3065 nt
Organism: Thermothelomyces thermophilus ATCC 42464
Lineage: Eukaryota; Fungi; Ascomycota; Sordariomycetes; Sordariales; Chaetomiaceae
Product: Formylmethionine deformylase-like protein
Exons: 2
Coding region: 1-2757 (918 amino acids)
Source: RefSeq, a predicted model, not a curated record
AUGGAGCAACGACCGUCGGCACAGGGUCGGCCGGGCUAUGGCGACUAUGAUCCAUACCUUCAACACCACGGGCCCGAGCACGGACGGCAGCAAGGGAACAACAGCGGGUGGGAUGCGAUAGCGCCAACGCCGGACCUCGACUCGCCAGCAUCCCCGCCACAACGCUCUCAAGUUUCCUUUGCGCCUAUGCCCUCCAGCACGGGCCUGGGCAUCGAAGCCACAGACGGGAUCGCGCAGGUUCCGGCGAGCUAUAAUCACUAUUAUGCAGUCACUCGGGACUCGCUCGAGCAGGACAGCGACAGCCCGUCAACCUCUCCACCGCCGGUUCACCCGACGUCCAAGUCCAACUUUGCGGUCCACGAGUAUCCCGUCGCCGGCCAGGAUGGAGCCCCAUACUACUCCUACUACCACCACCACCACCACCCCCCGUACUACCAUCACCCAUAUGACAGCGCAGCGCCGCCACCUGAUGGCCCCGGGAGCUCUCUCCUUGACCGGUUUGCCAACUCAACCGGGUGGAGGAUGGCAUCGGGCGGGUGGCCCAUGUACCUCAUGUUCUUCCUCGGGCUCGCCUUCGCCGUCGGUCACCACGCUUUCUACACCAGCCUUGACGGGAAGCCCGCCGACGACCAGAUCCGCAUGAUGCGCUUCGGCGGUUUAUUGUCCUAUGCCGUCAAGGCAUCUCUCGUGGCCGCCGUCAUCUUCGCCUAUCAGCAGCAGAUCUGGGUGACCGUCAUCCACAACACGCUGCGACUCCGGACCAUCGACUGCUUGUUCGCUGCGGCGAGCGAGCCGCAGUCCCUGCUGAACUGGGAGUUCAUCAAGAAGGCUCGUGUAGCCGUGUGCCUGGCCGCUCUAGCAUGGCUCUUUCCCCUGACCGUCAUUCUUACUCCGGCCACCUUGACAGUAGCUCCGCGGACCGAGGUCAAGCACGAUCAGUGCUAUGGCAUCCGCACUCUCAACUUCGAGGCCGAGAAGUGGAAGAACUGGAGGCUGCUCGACCAGCUCAACGGAUACCGGGGCCUCUCGCUCUCGCUCUGGAACAGCACCGUCGCAGACUCGGUGGGCUUGGUGGACACACCCUUCAACGAGACCUUCUUUGACUACUGGACCGAGAGCAGCCCCCAGCUGGAGCUCGUGGCGGCCCAGAGCGCCCUCACCGGCGCCGUCAUUCCCAGGCGCGACGCCGGCCUUGAGACGUGCGGCGGCGGGUGGAACUGCAGCUACGUCAUCUCGUUCAAGGCGCCGGGCUACAAAUGCUCCGAGCUGGCGAGGGGUCGGCGGCUUGACGAGGACGCGCUCAAGCGGCAGGGCGUGCCCUUCAACGCCGGCGAGCUGGCGCCUAACGGCAAUUACGGCUACUUGGCCGUGGUCGACGAGGGGGAGUAUGCCAGCAACCAGGUGGACGUCUUCCCCGGUGGUAUUCCCAAGAUGAAGCCUCCCUAUCCAAAGCAUCUCGGAGCCUUCCGGACGGAGCCCGUGCUGUGGAUCGGCUACUCGGCCCAUACGGGGCAGGGCAAGCCUCCCGAAAACCGGACGGUGCCGGGCUGGGACACGGCCUUCGAGGCCGCCGUCGUCCGCUGCGAGCACUACCUUACCAACUAUACUGUCCGAUUCAACCACACCUUCUCGGAGCAGAUCACCACAGUCCUCAAGCGGGACUACCUCCGCCCCAUCAUCAACACCACCUUCGUUCCCGGCCGGUACGCCACCGACGGGACCAAGGACAACACGACGGCGGUCCCGGAGUCCAACUACGUCCUGCCCGCCGACGUGGAAAACUACCGCGUCACGGCCGCGUACCACUCGCUCGGCAAGCGCAUGCGCGCAUACCUCGGCGGCCAGAUCCAGUACGCCCCCUACGCCAUCGUCGAGACCGACGCGUCCAAGACGCGCCUGAUCGACACCGAGACGUACCUGCCCGUGCCCAAUCUCAUCUCCGAGAUCCAGGCGUUUUACGAGAACAUGACGCUAUCGCUGCUAUCCAACCCGCAAUUCGUCAUCGUCUCGUGGGCCGCCCGGCCGGACCAGCGCAGCGGCGUCACCACCCCGGCCAGCUUCCCCGCCACCACCCCCGGCGGCGAUGACGACGACGACGACAACAACAACAACAACAACAACUCCACCCGCUUCCCAACCUACCCGUGCGUGCGCACGCGCUUGACCAACGCGUACGAGUACAAGCAGCGCGACCUGUGGGGCGCCUACGCGGCGGCGGUGGGCGCCGCCCUGUUCGCCGUCGUGCUGGGGUCGGCGGCGCUCGCGCAGAACGACUUCCGCCCGCGCGACGCCCGCGUCUCCAGCAUCGUCGCCGCCACCCGCGCCCCCUGCCUGGACGCGCUCCCCUGGGAGGGCAAGGCGAGCAAGUGGGGGAAGGUACCCGCGGAGGUCCUCGACGUCGAGCUCCGCUACGGCGUCAUCGCCGCCGGCGCCGGCGCCGGCGGUACUGCCGGUGCUGGGUAUAAUAAUAAUGGUGGUGUUGGCAGCGGCGGCGGGACCGGGCCCACUCCGAGCGUCGGGACCCCCGCCGCCUUCGCCAUGGCCGUGCCGGGCCUGUGGAUGGGCGCUGCGGCGGCGGCUGCUGCUGGCGGCAGCGGCGGCGGCGCCACGGGGCCGGGCGGACUGUUGUUGGCCGGGAAGGUGUACUACGGGUUCGCGCCGAGCGAGGUGGUCGAGAGGACCAGGGCGGCCACGUUCGGGCCGGGGAAGCCGAGGAAUCGGUUGAGCGCCUUUAGUUUCCAUAAGAACUGGCAAUAAAGACAUGAUGGAAUGGAAGGAAGGGCAUUGACUAGUUCUUUUCCCAUCUCGCCUUUAUUUUUAUUUUUUUUAUUUUUUGCUCUUUCCUCUUCUUUCUUUUCUUCUUCUUCCCCUUAUUUGGGCAUUUCUUCAUCUGUGGCCAGGUGUGACGGGCGACUGGCGUUCGUAUUCUUUGUGUUUUUGGUAGAGCACGGUGCGCAUUAAAGGGACUAGGUAUUGAUUCUCUACUUUGGAUAAUGGUUUUUAAAUCGGUAUGUAAAGAAGAUUAGGCUUGGCUCCGAUACUUCAAUUGACGUCCUCUGUAUACC